This is a messenger RNA of Moneuplotes crassus, 425 nucleotides long. NCBI's taxonomy places the organism in Eukaryota, Ciliophora, Spirotrichea, Euplotida, Euplotidae. The record is from the annotation of a GenBank genome assembly.
AUUUAGAAACAUGGUAAAGGCAUCAGUCUUGAGAAAGAAGAACGAAGAACAAUUAAACAAAGAUCUCGAAGAGUUCAGAAAGAACCUUGCCGAACUCAAGUUCAACAAGGCUUCUGCAUCUCAGCAAAUGAAGGUUUCCAAGCUCAGAACCGUCAGAAAGGACAUCGCCAGAGUCCUCACUGUUUUAAACACUAUGAAAAAGGACGAAGCCAGAGAGAAAUAUGCCAAGGCCAAGUACCAGCCAUUGGACUUGAGAGCCAAGAAGACUAGAAAGAUCAGAAGAAGCAUGACCAAGCACCAGAGAAGGGCCACCACUUUGAAGGAGAGAAAGAGAGCUGAGAACUUCCCACAGAGAACUUUCGCUGUUAUGCAAUAAGUCAGGUUGCCUCCAUGAAUACUAACUAUCUGAAAUAAAUAAAGUCUUG